CGCUACCAAAAAGCAACGCGCACCUCAGUCACACACCUCCUCUCCCCACUCGGACCCCCACCCCCCUCCCUCGACAUGGAUGUCCCGUCGUUCCUCGACCCGAAGGAUUGUUGCGCGUUGGUGCAGUGAGCAAGACGGAGGACCAUGCCGGGACUGCUAAUGGAUUUGGGGAGAGCGCGAGUGACCAUGCCGUGAUCUUCACGCGGCCAUCUCCAAAAUAAGAAAGCAACAGCGACCGUGACUCGGAAGGGAAAUCGGGGGCUCGAACCCACGCGCCGGCGGGAUUAAAAAACCACGGUGCAUUUGUUUUAUUACCCCCCGCAAACAACAUGAAGAUUACCUCCCGUCCGCUGAUGAUAAGCAGUGUCGUUUUCAGGUCCAAGCUCAGCGUCAUUCUUCUUCUGCUGCUCUUUCUCGGUCACUCUCGCGGGAUGCCGCACGUCCUAAGAUUCGGGGGAAUAUUCGAAUCCAUCGAGAGCGGCCCCUCGGGAGCCGAGGAACUCGCCUUCAAAUUUGCCUUGAACACAAUCAACAGGAACCGCACGUUGCUCCCCAACACCACGCUGACCUACGACAUCCAGAGAAUAAACAUCUUUGACAGCUUCGAGGCCUCCCGUAAAGCAUGUGACCAGCUGUCCCUCGGGGUGGCGGCCAUAUUCGGGCCAUCGCACAGCUCGUCGGCCAACGCGGUCCAGUCCAUCUGCAAUGCUCUGGGAGUCCCCCACGUCCAGACCAAAUGGAAACACCAGGUGUCGGACAACAGGGAUUCCUACUAUGUCAGCCUCUACCCGGACUUCUCGUCCCUCAGCCGAGCCAUUCUGGACCUGGUUCACUUCUUCAAAUGGAGAACCGUCACCGUGGUCUACGACGACAGCACAGGUACAGGACUCAUUCGACUGCAGGAGCUGAUCAAGGCGCCGUCACGAUACAACAUACGUUUGAAGAUCCGACAGCUGCCCACGGAGACCAAGGACGCCAAGCCUCUUCUCAAAGAGAUGAAGAAAGCAAAAGAAUUCCACGUCAUCUUCGAUUGCGGCCACGAGAUGGCUGCCUGGAUAUUAAAACAGGCUCUGGCCAUGGGGAUGAUGACGGAGUACUAUCAUUAUAUUUUUACCACCUUGGACCUUUUUGCCCUGGAUAUGGAGCCGUACCGUUUCAGCGGCGUGAACAUGACCGGCUUUCGCAUCCUCAACACUGAAAACUCUCAGGUGUCAUCCAUUAUCGAAAAGUGGUCCAUGGAGCGGCUACAAGCUCCGCCCAAACCGGACUCGGGCCUACUGGAUGGAUUCAUGACGACGGACGCGGCCCUGAUGUACGACGCCGUGCACGUGGUGGCGGUGGCGGUCCAGCAGUCGCCGCAGAUCACCGUCAGCUCCCUGCAGUGCAAUCGCCACAAGCCGUGGCGCUUCGGAGGGCGCUUCAUCGGCCUCAUCAAAGAGGCUCACUGGGAUGGCCUGACCGGCCGCGUUCUCUUCAACAAGACCAACGGACUGAGGACGGAUUUCGACCUGGACGUUAUCAGCCUGAAGGAGGAAGGCCUGGAAAAGAUCGGCACGUGGGAUCCUCCGAGCGGUUUGAAUAUGUCCGAGACUCACAAAAGCAAGACGUCCAACAUCACCGACUCGCUGGCUAACAAAUCUCUGCGCGUAUCCACCAUACUGGAAGAGCCAUACGUCAUGUUUAAGAAGUCGGACAAACCUCUGUACGGGAACGACCGCUUUGAAGGGUAUUGCAUCGACCUGCUAAGGGAGCUGUCGGGAAUCUUGGGCUUCCAAUACGAAGUCCGGCUGGUCGAAGACGGCAAGUACGGCGCCCUGGAUGAGAGCACGGGCCAGUGGAACGGCAUGGUGCGCGAGCUCAUGGACCACAAGGUGGACUUGGCGGUCGCUCCCCUGGCCAUCACCUACGUGCGGGAGAAGGUCAUCGACUUCUCUAAGCCCUUCAUGACGCUGGGGAUAAGUAUCCUGUACCGCAAGCCCAACGGCACCAACCCGGGGGUCUUCUCCUUCCUAAACCCGCUCUCACCUGAUAUCUGGAUGUAUAUUCUGCUGGCUUGCUUGGGUGUCAGUUGCGUGCUGUUUGUCAUAGCCAGGUUUAGCCCCUACGAGUGGUACAACCCGCACCCGUGCAACCCCGAUUCGGAUGUGGUGGAAAACAAUUUUACGCUGCUCAAUAGUUUCUGGUUUGGAGUUGGGGCUCUCAUGCAGCAAGGCUCCGAGCUCAUGCCCAAGGCAUUGUCGACGCGAAUCGUGGGAGGCAUCUGGUGGUUCUUCACCCUCAUCAUCAUUUCCUCCUACACGGCCAACCUGGCCGCCUUCCUCACCGUGGAGAGGAUGGAGUCGCCCAUCGACUCCGCCGACGACCUCGCCAAGCAAACCAAGAUCCUCUACGGCGUUGUGGAAGAUGGCGCCACCAUGACAUUUUUCAAGAAGACAAAGAUCUCCACCUACGAUAAAAUGUGGGAGUUCAUGAACAGCAGGAGGCAGUCGGUGAUGGUGAAAAACGUGGAGGAGGGCAUCCUGCGCGCCCUCACCUCCGAGUACGCCUUCCUCAUGGAGUCCACCACCAUCGAGUUUGUCACCCAGCGUAACUGCAACCUCACGCAGAUCGGCGGCCUCAUCGACUCCAAAGCUUACGGUGUGGGGACGCCCAUGGGCUCUCCGUACAGGGACAAGAUCACCAUUGCUAUUCUGCAGCUGCAGGAAGAGGGCAAGCUGCACAUGAUGAAAGAGAAAUGGUGGCGAGGGAACGGCUGCCCCGAGGAAGAGAGCAAAGAGGCCAGCGCCUUAGGGGUGCAGAACAUCGGCGGGAUCUUCAUCGUGCUAGCCGCCGGGCUGGUGCUGUCGGUUUUUGUGGCCGUGGGGGAGGUCCUGUACAAGUCCAAGCAGAACGCCCAGCUGGAGAAGAGAUCCUUCUGCAGCGCCAUGAUGGACGAGCUGCGAGUGUCUCUCAAGUGCCAGCGUCGUCUCAAGCAGAAGCCGCAGCCGCCCGUCAUCGUGAAGACGGAGGAAGUCAUCAACAUGCACACCUUCAACGACAGGAGACUCCCCGGAAAGGAAACCAUGGCGUGAAAAGACAACAACAAAACUGGAGCUGGGUGACAUCAUGGCUGACCUCAUUGGCGGUCUUUUAAUUUUUUUGGAGGGGACCCCAUUGAUUUGUUAUGUAGAGAGAUGUUUCCUGUGGAAAUCAAGCUAGCUGAGUGGGAAGUGUCACCUCACUGCGAUGGUCACUUUGUGAAGGCAGCUGGACCGGACCGGACGUGAAAAGGACUGUAUAUGCUCAAAGUGGACUCACACACACACACUCAGUCACUCUCUUACACAUUAUCUCACACAAACACACACACACACACAGUGACACAGGAUGUAGUUUUUUUGUUGACGUCCAACCUCUGUGUGAGCCCCAUAUGCCCCUUCCCCGUUAGUUUCUUUAGGAUUAUUUGGAGAAUAAAAAAAAUAUCAUAUCAAGAAGAUGAUGAGUAGACAUCACCAAACACUUUUACUAUGAACUGGUGUGUAUAUUUCGGAUUCAUCUUUGCUGACUCAUCGUACCGUCUUUUUCCUCGUGCCAAAGCUUUUGGUUCAAAAGCCUCAAUGUAAUUCGCUUCUAACGUCUAAGCUGUUGUUUUAACGCAGGAUUUCUACCAAAAAAAAAGAAAAUAAUAAUAAUGUUUGUUUUU
This is a messenger RNA of Syngnathus acus (greater pipefish), 3682 nucleotides long. RefSeq names its product glutamate receptor ionotropic, kainate 2-like. Gene Ontology annotation, molecular function: transmitter-gated monoatomic ion channel activity involved in regulation of postsynaptic membrane potential; kainate selective glutamate receptor activity. Gene Ontology annotation, cellular component: plasma membrane; kainate selective glutamate receptor complex; presynaptic membrane. The record is from RefSeq and is a predicted model, not a curated record. Gene Ontology annotation, biological process: monoatomic ion transport; synaptic transmission, glutamatergic; modulation of chemical synaptic transmission. Bases 330 to 3071 code for a protein of 913 amino acids. The transcript has 16 exons. Lineage: Eukaryota; Metazoa; Chordata; Actinopteri; Syngnathiformes; Syngnathidae.